Molecule: messenger RNA, 670 nt
Organism: Dermacentor andersoni
Lineage: Eukaryota; Metazoa; Arthropoda; Arachnida; Ixodida; Ixodidae
Product: molybdopterin synthase catalytic subunit-like
Biological process (GO): Mo-molybdopterin cofactor biosynthetic process
Cellular component (GO): cytosol; molybdopterin synthase complex
Molecular function (GO): molybdopterin synthase activity
Source: RefSeq, a predicted model, not a curated record
AUGGAUUACGUAGAACUGUCGGUGGGCAAGCUGGACCUCGAUGCGGUACUGGCCAAGGUCGGAUCACCGGACUGCGGUGCUAUUUCAAUUUUCCUCGGCACGACGCGCAACCAUUUCGAGGGAAAGCGAGUGUGCAAGUUGAGCUACGAGGCGUACAAUCCCAUGGCGAAACGUGAGAUGCUACGAAUCUGUGACGCGGUGCGGCGACAGUGGCACGUCAAGAACGUCGCCCUAGUUCACCGGCUGGGCGACGUCCCCGUUGGCGAGGCGAGCGUUGUUAUCGCCAUCUCGUCCGAGCAUCGCCAGGAGGCUCAGGAGGCAGUGAAAUAUGCUAUCAACGAGGUCAAACGGCGAGUGCCUGUGUGGAAAAAGGAGCACUACGACGACGGUGACCACGACUGGAAGGAGAACAAGGAAUGUUUCUGGAUUGCGCGCCAUUGAAACUGGCUACUACGAAGCGUUAUCUAUAGGGGGGUGGGGAGGAUUGCUGCAAAUGCUAGGCAGCAAACUCUUCGUUGUUGGCGAGUCGUUGAAUUGUGUUUGCCCCGUUUUAUAUACAUAUGUAUUUACAUGUUUCUUUCUCGUCGUUUCGAAGAAUGUAUUGGCUCUGUGAGCUUUAGCAUGUUUUGGCUGCUUCUAAUGAUGUUGACAAUAAAUUUUAUAUAUAUGA